This is a messenger RNA of Xenopus laevis (African clawed frog), 939 nucleotides long. Its product is annotated as olfactory receptor 11L1. The record is from RefSeq and is a predicted model, not a curated record. The coding region runs from base 1 to 939 and encodes 312 amino acids. The transcript has a single exon. NCBI's taxonomy places the organism in Eukaryota, Metazoa, Chordata, Amphibia, Anura, Pipidae.
AUGUGUGAAGGGAACCAAACAACAGUCUUUGUAUUUGUGCUUCUUGGGUUUCCAAUAUUUAAUAAUCUAAGAUUUUAUUUUUUUACUUUUUUCCUUUUUAUUUAUAUCUUCAUAUUAACUGAAAAUCUAACAAUUGUCACACUGCUCUCCACUAAUUGCCGUCUUUAUGCCCCAAUGUUUUUUUUCCUUAAACAGUUGGCCUUGUGUGACCUCUUUCUUACAACGAAUACUGUGCCCAAGUUGUUAGAAGUCAUAUGGCUGGAGGGAAGCUCCAUAUCAUUUUCUGGUUGCAUUGCCCAGUUUUAUUUGCAUAGUGUUGCAGGAAUUGUAGAAUGUUUCAUCCUUACGGUAAUGUCAUAUGACAGAUAUCUAGCAAUAUGUAAUCCAUUUCAUUAUGUCUGUAUAAUGAACUACAGUCAUUGUCUGAACCUGGCUGUCUGGUCAUGGCUGCUUGGCUUCCUUGUCAUGGUCCUGGAGAUGCUCCUCAUAUGGAAUUUACAGUUUUGUGGCUCCAAUGUCAUUGACCAUUUCUUCUGUGAUUUUGCUCCUCUACUUGAAUUGUCUUCUUCUGAUAUCUCAACAGUUGUAUUGGAAGACUUUGUAUUCUCAAUGCCUGUCAUUGUUUGCCCUUUUAUGUUUAUCCUUGGAACGUACAUUUUUAUCCUCAUUGCCAUUCUUAAAAUUACUUCCAAAGAUGGGAGAAAGAAAGCCUUCUCCACCUGCAGCUCCCAUCUGGCUAUUGUGUGCACCUAUUAUGGGACUCUUAUUGCUGUGUAUGUUGUUCCUUCUGAGGGACUCAAUAUAAACAAAUUCCGAUCUCUUUUGUAUAUUAUGCUGACUCCAUUGUUCAACCCCCUCAUUUAUAGCCUAAGAAAUGUUGAGAUUAAGGGAGCUCUACAGAAACUGGUGAAUCCAAGGAAAAAGAUAAGAUCUACAUAA